AUGAGCAAAUCCGACGCGAUUGUUGCCGACCUCUUAAACGAGGUAAAAGGAUCGGAGCAGCCGUUCAUUGUGGAAAAGUUGGCGGCGGCGAGCGAGCCGGAAAACAAGGAGAAACCGCAUAAAAAAUCGCACAAGCACAAAAAAUCGGGUAAAAAGAAGAAGAAGAAGAAGAGCAAGAAAGAGCACAAAUCGCCAUCGAGAAAGCGGAGAAGAAGUCGAUCGCCGAAGAAGCAUCGGAAAAAGAGAAGAUCAUCGUCGUCCUCGUCGUCGUCAUCGGAUUCAGAAUUCGACGAAGAGCGGGAAAGAAGGAAGAAUCGAAAGGCUAAAAGUUCCGACGAUGUUCCAUCAGAUCCGAAUCAAGAGCCGAAUGACGACGAUGAUUUGCCGCUAGGCGCCGAUUAUAGCACAAAAUUGCUGAAAAAGGAUGUGAAAAUGGAGAUCAAUAUCAAAACGGUGCUGCCGGAGUGCUCGAAAUCGACGGAAACCGUCAAAGAAGAGGAGGUCGAUAAGGAAACGAAGGGAAAUUGUGCGGCGAAAGAAGAGGAGGAUGUCAAAAACGUUUGGAUUCGAAAAAGAAAUUUUGGCGAUUUUAGAGAAAAUCCAACAAGAAGCGUCGAUAUUCGUGCGAACGCCGUCGAUCUGCGAGCUCUUCCAGUCGAGACACGCGGAAGAGGACAAGAGAUUCCGGACGACGAUCGCCGACGCGAAGCCGACGACGAACACCAUCACGAAGCCGACGACGAAGCGUCUCCAGAGAUCGACGACGUCGUCGAAGUCGAUCGUAUGAUCGACGACGGAGCCGAUCAAGAGAAUGGCGAAGACGGAGCCGAUCUCGACGGCGAUCGAGGAAUCGCUAAGAAGAAUCGAAUGUGUGCGAUGAAUUCGACGAGUGAUCGAAAAGGCGCCACCGUUGACGAUUUCGUUACGUACUGUAAACGAAUCCAGAAGCGUCAGGAGCGCGAGAAGCGGCGAGAGAAGGGCGAAGACGUGAGCAGCGACGAGAGCGAAGAAACCAUUCAAUACAAGCAUCCCUAUGCGCUUCCCAAAAAUGAUCCGAUUCGGAUUAACAUCGUGACGGCUGCGAGUGCGAGUCUCGCGCAAAAAGCAAUAACCGCCGGCGAGGAGAAGGAGCUCGACCCAACGCAGCUCCACCAGCUUUUUCCCGUCUCAUCGGGCGCCAUUCAUAAAGAGAAUACGGAAUGGACGCCGGUGAUCAAAGACGACGUCGUUCCGAUGAGCUGCACCGACGUUCAGAAGAAGCAUGUGGCGUUGACGAGCGUCGAAAUCGAGAAAUGUCGUGUAAACGGGCUGCCGCCACCGCCAGUGCCCACCCAAUUCCUCUCCUCGAUUCUUCCUCCGCCUCCCCCGCCGCCAAAAUUUCUUCCCGAGCCCGCCGCGGCGCUCGCUCAUCGGCCGCCGUCGCCGCCCGCGCUUCCGCCGGUGCUCUACGUUCCGCCAAAGGAGAAGUUCAUCAUGAAGGAUCCGAACGACAUCAAAUUUCCGGCGCCGAACGACAUCAGGGAGACGCUGAAAAUGCGCGCCGACGCGCAGAAGCGUCUCGCCACGAAUCCCAACGAUUUCGACGCGCAUCGCGAUCUGAGAGAGGCGAAUGAGAAGAUUGAAGCGUGGGCGGCGUUGAAAAGUCUGCCCGGUGAGUACACGGGUACGACGGGCCUCAAACUCUUGACGCCCGAACAAUUGCAGCCCGAGAAUCCGAAAUAUCACGCCUGGGUCAAAAAGGAUUUGUUCAAAAACGCGCCGCCGGCAAUCGGCGGUGUCGGUCUGAAACUGCUCGAAAAGAUGGGCUGGCAACCGGGACAGGGUCUCGGCCGCGACGCCGCCGGCAGUUUGGAGCCGCUGACACUUGACGUCAAAAGCGAUCGACGAGGAUUGAUGGCCGAGGAGGAAAUGUCGAUCAAGCAGCGCAAUAAAUUGCGGCCGGAAACGGUUGAUUUGUCGACCAAAAACCCGGUGUCGCUUCUAAUGGAGUAUUGCGCGAAGCGCAAAUUCGCGAGCCCGAGCUUCGUCUGCGAGGAGCACGGCGCCGACAACACGAAAUCGUUCCUGUGGACCGUCACCGUCAAUAAUGUGCAAUAUCGGCCGUUGACGGGCUCGCGACAAAAAAAGGAGGGCAAAGCGAUCGCCGCGCAAGUCGCCCUGAUGUACAUGAAUAUCAUUCCGCGUGAUCCGAAUCUCGUGCCGACGUCGGCGAUUUUAUAG
Caenorhabditis bovis is the source of this 2220-nucleotide messenger RNA. The record is from the annotation of a GenBank genome assembly. NCBI's taxonomy places the organism in Eukaryota, Metazoa, Nematoda, Chromadorea, Rhabditida, Rhabditidae.